CCGGGACAGAGGUGCCGUAAGGCUACGGGACAGCUAGCAUGGUUAGCGUUACGCUACGGGACAGCUAGUCCGGAGUUAGCGUUACGCUAUGGGACGGCUAGCAUGGUUAGCGUUACUCUACGGGACAGCUAGCCUAACGAUGACGCUAAGCUACGCAGUUAGCGGCAGCAGCCGCUAAAGUUAAGCUAAGUUGGUUGUUGUUCGCAGGGGUUCUCUAACUCCGAGGGGCAUGAAGAGCAAUGUGCUUUUUGUUGGUGUAUAGCUGCUAUUUCAUGCUCUGUGCAAAUGUGCAGACUUUACAUUAUUGCUCUGUCGUGAAGUUUUACGAAAAGGAACAGAUUUUUUUACAAAAUAGGAAAUACUUUAAUUCACCGCGUGACUCCGUGAAAUACACCUAAUCUUGCUAUACAUUUAAAGUUAACGUUACUAAAAUUACAAUACUCUAAAAUGAGACUUUUCUAUUUUUACCUUCAGGAUUUAUGCUAUUUAAGUUAGUGGUGGUGGAGGGUCAUUUAUCCGAGGCGCAGUUUGCCUUAACUACCCUUCAUUUAGGUUACUUUUAGUGCUAAACUUUACUUACAUGGUAAUAAAGUCAAGUAUUUUAACAAAUCACUACUACUACACCGUAGGAGCUGUUAUUCCAAGUACUGUUGCUUUCAUGAACAUACUUAGAUCAUUACACUGUAAGUGGCUGCAAGUACUCGGACAUCUGAAUGUUCAUUUUUAAGGAAAUUGCAUCAGGACGUCAAUCAAGAAAUACAGUGUUACCACGUUGAGGGGCCGAACACACUCUUUGGCAGAGGUGUGAAUACUCCUCCAAUGAGCGCCAUAAUUAACCGCAUAUUGCAGACCAUAUCCACCCUUAUCUCAUUGAGCUGAGAUGAGUGACAAUGUUGUUGUGGUUUUAAACAUGCAUUGUCUUGCACACAACACACAAAGCUGCAGCACUCUGAUCCAUUGUGUAAGUACUUUUUUCUAUUUCUAUAUUUCAUUUCGCCGAAACAUGUCAUCAUCCCUGUAAUCCCUUAAACUUGCUCCGCAUAUAGCAAUGACACCGAACUCGUCGUAUAUUGCGUCGUUUUGUUUACGUCUGGGUGGGUCACAAGUGUCCUUCUGUCUCUGCCCUCCGAGCAUCCCUCCCCCGUGCUGUUGUGGCCGCUGAGCUAGACUAGUGCACGAGGGCCCGGGCUUAAUUAAGCCCCACAGGAGCAGAUGGCCCGCUGGCAGCCUCCUCUGAUUGUCAGCCGUGCACGGCCACUUUAAACGUAGCUAAACGCUUCUGCGCGGGAGGGGUUCAGGAGCUCCUUCCAAGAGCUGGGGGAUAGACCUGCCAAGUGUAAUUAGCUGUGGGACGUAGGCGGAGGAGGGGGGGAGGGCCGCCAGGAGGCAACAGGUGGCAUGUGUGUGUGUGACGGACUGUAUGACGACGGUGGCUUUUGGGAAGAAAGCCGUGUGUUCUUUUGGUAAUUGAGGGGUUGUCAUCUUCCGUGCGUAAUUGUGUGGGUAACUUAGUAGUAAUAAGGCCACAGAUGUAAGUUGAAUGGUCUUUUUCACAAAUCUGUUUGCAGGAAACAGGUGUGUCGAGCCUACGAGGUAUUUAAGUCAUUGCAGGUUGGGAGAAAGAGAGCCGUACCUAAGUCUCUGAAUGGAGGACAGAUCGCAGACAGAAAAUAAAGGACAUCCUCCUCUGGCGUGCUAUGGCCACUGUUUUGACCAGUGCUUCAUAUUACUCAAGCAGAUCUCAGUAAACACUGGGGUGGUUUGAGCUCUAUGCUGCUGCAGCAGGGAUGAUCAUGUCCCAUAUGAACGGUCAUGUGCAAGACGCCUCCGGUCAGGCCAAGAGCCACAGGGAGAGGGCGGUGGACUGUCCAGGGGACGGAAGUAGAAUAGUCAAAUCUUCAAACUGCAGUGCCCACAUGGAGAGGAUUCAGCACUACCAGGAAGAACUUAGGAAAAGGAGAGAGGAGGAGAGCAGGGGGAAGCAUGACAUCGACCCCAAUGCUUCACUGAGGCUCAAGAAGCUGUCACAGAACCCCAUGGUGGGCAUUGACAAUCCCACCUUUGAGGGGAAGGAAAAGGCCACCAAAGACGCAUUCCCCCAGGAUCCAGUCGCUGAACUGGCGGAGUUGUUGCAGGCUCUGAAGUGGGCGCAUCACUGCCUGGCUGAUGCGCAGAGCCAGCAGGACGUGGAGCUGAUCAUGCAGCUCCUUUCCAAGGAGGACUUCAAGAAUGCUUAUACCAUCUUCAUUGCUGUAUCCCAGCAGAUGAGCAAAGUCAUUCCCACCUCACCUCUCACAGCACAAGCAGAAGAUCUCUGCCAGGAGGUCCAGAAGAUCCUCCAGUCCAGCCAACAUAAGGAGGGUUUGGAGCUCAAGGCCCUGCUCACCAAUCCUCACCUACAGGCUCUGAUGCAGGCUCAUGACAGCGUGGCAGGGCAGGAAGAGCCAGAGGAAAAUCUGACUCAGUACAUUGGAGAGACGGUUAAACUGGUGCGGCUGGUGAAGGCCCGUGACACUCCGCUGGGUGCAACAGUACGUAACGACAUGGACAGCGUGUUGGUGAGUCGUGUGGUCAAAGGGGGAGCAGCAGAGAAGAGCGGCCUCCUCAGCGAGGGGGACGAGAUCCUGGAGAUCAACGGGAUAUCUAUUCGUGGGAAACACGUCAAUGAAGUCCACGACUUACUGCAACAAAUGCAAGGCACUCUGACCUUCCUCCUCAUCCCGAGCUCUCAGAUUAAACCUGCUCCACACAGGCAGACUGUGAUGCACGUACGAGCUUACUUUGACUACGACCCCUCCGAUGACCCCUUCCUGCCGUGUCGGGAGCUGGGCUUGUCCUUCCAGAAGGGAGACAUCCUCCAUGUCAUCAGCCAGGACGACCCCAACUGGUGGCAGGCCUACAGGGACGGAGAUGAGGACAACCAGCCUCUGGCGGGACUUAUUCCAGGAAAAUGCUUCCAGCAACAGAGAGAAACCUUGAAGAAAACUAUAACAGACAAGAGUCAAGAGCAGCAAGGGAGGCUUUGGUAUGUAAAGAAAAUCAAGAGACAGAAGAGGAAGAUCAUGUCUACUUCGUUAAGCAGAAACACUGACUAUGAUGACAUCCUGACCUACGAGGAGAUGUCCCUUUACCACCAGCCAGCCAAUCGCAAGCGUCCCAUCGGCCUGAUCGGUCCCACAAACAGCGGUCACGACAAUCUGCGUCGGAAGUUUCUGUCCAUUGAACCAGAAAAGUUUGCUGUUGCUGUUCCUCACACCACCAGAAUCCCAAGGAUACAUGAGCGGAAUGGCCGCGAGUACCAUUUUGUGAGCCGGUCUGCCUUCGAAACCGACUUGGCAGCAGGGAAGUUUGUUGAGUCGGGGGAAUAUGAGAAGAACUUGUACGGCACCAGCACCGACUCAGUUCGACAUGUCAUCAACUCCGGACGGAUCUGUCUGCUCUGCCUCCACACCAGAUCACUGCAGGUCUUAAGGUCCUCUAACUUGAAGCCCUAUGUGAUCUUCAUCGCUCCUCCUUCCCAGGAACGACUGCGCACUCUGCUGGCCUCAGACGGGAAAACACCAAAGGUACCCGCAGUGUUUCCCUAUCGACGCUUUCCACACACAUUGUAACUUUCAGGCUUUGUACAUCUUGCAUGAAGAAUCCCUUCAUCAAGACGUUAAUAGGUAAAAACUAAUAUAUGCAAUGAAAGUAUUGUAUCACAUGAAACGGAUACUCAGCUGUCAACUUCUAUUCAGAUCCUUUAAUUAUAAAAGUGAGAAUGACCUUACAAGCAUUUAUAAUGUAUGUUCAAUACAUAUUAUUCAUUCUAGAGGAAACCGUCUUGUUUUGUGUUCAUUGCACAGCCUGAAGGGCCAAGGAUGCCACUGAAAAGGCCCGCGAGAUGGAGCAAACCUUCGGCCACUUCUUUGAUGCCACCGUCGUGAAUAUGGAUCCGGACCAAGCUUUCCAUGAGCUGCGCAGGCUGAUAGACAAGCUGGACACCGAGCCACAGUGGGUGCCCACGUCUUGGCUGUGCUAGAGAUCACAGGCUGCAGCUGCAGGGAGCCAGUGUUGGACAGACGUGAAUGUUCCAGGUGAUCGGCCGUGCUAAUCGUCCUUGGAUUUUAACUCGGUCAUCGUCCUCGCUAACGGAAGACAUGAUCUUUACCACAUGAUGCAGGGAUGGACUCUUUCUCACGUUUUAUUUUGUUGCUGUGUCUGUGUGCGUCUUUGUGAUUUUUUUUUUCUUCCUGUUUUGUUCAUUGUUUGUCUCAGUUUUAUGCAAAUUCAUCUAUCAAUUACAUAGAAACGUCUCUAUCCUAUUAGCAAUAGUUAUUUAUAAUUGUAAAUAUAUAUAUUUUCUAGCCAAAAAGAUCAAAUAUUUUAUGGAAUUUCCUGUGUGUGUGAUAUACAAAUGGUACACUUGACUUGAAGGAUGUUACAAUUUUUAAAUGGCUUCCUGCUGAAGCACCAAACAGAAGAGAAGCCCCUGUGCUCAAAGUGGCUGCCGUGUCACGGCUUCCCUUCAGUAACACAGAUGGGACACAGUGCUGUAACUUGCAGUUUUUGAAGGUACUUCUACACCAGUGUCAGUAUUAUUUUUUUGUAGUUUCAUGUCUCAACUACACUGUGAUAACAGACCUCAAAUCUGAAGUAUUGUCUCUAAGAUGGUGAUCAUUACUAUCAGUAUACCAUGCUGCAAAGUACUGCUUGUGAUUGUUUCCACCAGGUUUGUCUGAAACAAACAGCUUAUUGGUUAAGGUGUAAAUCCAACAAAUAUGGGAUUACUUCUUGGCAGAGAAUUUACUGAAUCAUGAGCACAAUUCUUGAAAAGUAUUAAUAAAAUCAGAUACAUAUCUGCACAACUGA
Messenger RNA from Gasterosteus aculeatus aculeatus (three-spined stickleback), 4851 nucleotides. Lineage: Eukaryota; Metazoa; Chordata; Actinopteri; Perciformes; Gasterosteidae. The record is from RefSeq and is a predicted model, not a curated record.